AUGAGCUUAUUUGAGAAAUUCAACGAUGCCAUAAGAAAAGAACAAGAGGAAGACAUUGCUCAAACAAAUUUGUAUAUCAAUGCAUUCUCGCCCAAAAAAUUGGCCCAAUUAGGUCUUGCGUUAAUCAACUUGAACCUUGUAAAUAUUAGAACCGGUAUAGGAGGCAAAACUAUACUAGAACUACAAGUAGAUAAUGCCGUGUCCGAUGGGGAGUUGUCCACGAGCACAAUGAAGACUGGGGAUAUUGUAAAGAUUUCAAAAAUGGCUAAAUCUCAGAAAAAGUUGAAAAAGGGAGCUGAUAAAGGGAAAGGGAAAGGAAAGGAGAAGGAGAAGGACACAGAGGAAGAAGAUGAGUUCCUCGAGGCUGUGGUUGCAAAAGUGACAAAUAAAGUGAUUACUGUUUCUGUGGAUGAAUCAACAAGUGAUGAUAAAAUUCUUAGUUAUUAUAACAACACAAAUGAUCUGGCGAGGUUAUGGAUCGUGAAAUUGGCAAAUUCCGUGACUUAUAAGAGAAUGAUAUCUACCAUGAACAAAGUGGGUGAGCUAAAGGAAUCUCAAAAGAAUGAAAUACACCGAAUAUUAUUGGGAGAGAGUAAAGUUAACUUUUUCGAUAAUGCUCAACCAAUAAAUUUUUUUAACCAAGGUUUAAAUGAUUCACAAAAGAGAGCUAUUGACUUUGCUAUUAACAAAUCAAACAUUUCUAUAAUAUUUGGGCCUCCGGGUACUGGAAAGACAAUGACCUUGAUUGAAUUGAUACAACAAUUGACCGAACGUGAAGAAAAAGUACUAGUUUGCGGUCCAUCAAAUAUAUCAGUUGACACCAUAUUGGAAAGACUUGGUGAUAAAUACAAGCCUGCGGAGUUGAUACGAAUAGGACACCCGGCGAGACUUCUACCGGUGAAUCUUCAGCAUUCAUUAGAAGUCUUGUCCAAGGAUUAUGGAAGAGACGUUAUCAAAGAUUUGGAGAGUGAUAUUCAAUCCGUAUUGAGCAAAAUUAUAAAGGUAAAGAGAUAUUCGGAGAGAAAGGCGUUAUAUAUGGAAUUGAAAUUGUUGAGGAAAGAACUUAAACAAAGAGAAAGGAAAAUAGUACAUGAUUUACUCAACGGAGCUAAAGUGAUAUUGGCAACAUUACAUGGUGCUGGUUCUCAUGAUAUAAAGAAAAGUGGCGUUCUUUUUGAUACUAUUAUUAUUGAUGAAGUUUCGCAAUCUUUAGAACCUCAAUGUUGGAUACCAUUAUUGAUUAACGAUCAGUUUAAAAGGUUAGUUAUUGCAGGAGAUAAUAUGCAACUACCGCCAACUGUAAUGCUGUCUAAUAAAACCGUUACCUCUCUUUUAGAAACGACACUAUUUGAUAGAUUAGUCAAAGAUUUGGAUGGGGAUAGAUUUAAGAUAUUACUUGAUGUACAGUAUCGUAUGAAUGACAGUAUCAUGAAAUUCCCCAGUAUGCAGCUUUACCAGGACAAAUUGAAAAGUGCCGAUUUAGUGAAGGAUAUUGCAUUGGUAGAUUUACCUGAUGUGGAAAAUAAUGAUACUACGUUACCGCAAUGUAUCUGGUACGAUACGCAAGGUGGUGAUUUUCCUGAGCAAAUAAUGGAUUCAGUAAAGGGAGAUUCCAAGUACAAUGAAAUGGAACUUUCUGUAGUUGCAUCGCAUGUACUGAAACUAUUGCAAAGCGGAGUUAAAUCAAAAGAUAUUGGAGUAAUUGCACCAUACGCUGCACAAGUGCAAUUUUUGAAAAAGAAAUUAGGACCAGAUAAUUUAAUUGAAGUUAGUACAGUUGAUGGAUUCCAAGGAAGAGAAAAGGAGGUGAUAAUCUUAACUUUGGUAAGAUCAAAUGAUCGUAGAGAUGUUGGUUUUUUAAGUGAAGAAAGAAGAUUGAAUGUUGCAAUAACCAGACCAAAAAGACAAUUAUGUGUGAUUGGCGAUCUACAGUUAAUGUGUGAAAGUGGCGAAAAGUUUUUAAAAGAGUGGAGUAAAUAUGUAGAAGACGGGUUUGAAGAUGGUGGAUCUGUUAAAGCUUAUGAGAUCAUCUAUCCUAACAUAGCAGAGUACCUGUGA
Lodderomyces oxycetoniae is the source of this 2058-nucleotide messenger RNA. RefSeq names its product ATP-dependent 5'-3' DNA helicase. The record is from RefSeq and is a predicted model, not a curated record. Gene Ontology annotation, molecular function: ATP hydrolysis activity; RNA binding; 5'-3' DNA helicase activity. NCBI's taxonomy places the organism in Eukaryota, Fungi, Ascomycota, Pichiomycetes, Serinales, Debaryomycetaceae. The coding region runs from base 1 to 2058 and encodes 685 amino acids. The transcript has a single exon.